GUUGUUAAAGAAUGGUUCUUUUAUUAAUAGAAAAUUAAUUAUGGAAAAGAUCAAAUCCAAACCACUUCAAUGUUUCAUCAUUAUAAAUAGCAAGCUAUACAUGCAACAAAUUAAAUUCAAUUCACACAAGUAAUAACUCAUAAGAAGAAUAAUUAAAGAGUAUUAGCAAGUUUCAAAAUGAAGGUUCUCUGCUUCCUAGUUAGUAUCUUGGCUUUGGCAUCAUCUGUUGCCUUUGCUUAUGACCCCAGCCCUCUCCAAGACUUUUGUGUUGCAAUCAAAGAUCCCAAAGAUGGUGUAUUUGUGAACGGAAAAUUCUGUAAAGAUCCUGCUCUUGUUAAAGCUGAAGAUUUCUUCAAACAUAUUGAAGCUGGGAAUACCUCAAACCCAUUGGGCUCUCAAGUAACUCCGGUCACUGUAGACCAACUAUUUGGACUUAACACACUCGGCAUAUCUUUGGCUCGCAUUGAUUUUGCACCUAAGGGUUUAAACCCACCCCACACUCACCCCCGAGGCACAGAGAUCCUUAUAGUCCUCGAAGGAACUCUUUAUGUUGGAUUUGUCACGUCCAAUCAAGGCAAUACUAAUCGCCUUUUCACCAAAGUCCUCAAUAAGGGUGAUGUAUUUGUGUUCCCAAUAGGUCUAAUUCAUUUUCAACUAAACGUGGGAUAUGGCAAUGCGGUUGCUAUUGCUGGGCUUAGCAGUCAAAAUGCAGGAGUUAUCACAAUUGCAAAUGCUUUGUUUAAAUCUAAUCCAGCCAUUUCUGAUGAGGUUCUUACCAAAGCUUUUCAGGUGGAUAAAAGCAUAAUUGAUUAUCUUCAAGGACAAUCUUGGUAUGACAACAACUAGUUCGAGAACAUGAUUAAUCGUUUUAUUAUGAAUAGAUGAUUCAUCUCAUCUUUAGUGUUACAAUCACCUAGUGGAAUCAACCUUCUAUACUUACUUAUUUUUAUUGUAAUAAAUAAAAUAAAUGUUGUUUUAUUUAAACACAUGGUUGUUUUAAGUUUAGUUUAUUGUAAUAAUAGAUUAAUUGUUGUUGCUGAUAUGUUCACCAAUAAAUAAAAAGAUUGUUGUUGAGAUUUUUCUAA
This is a messenger RNA of Trifolium pratense (red clover), 1085 nucleotides long. Its product is annotated as germin-like protein subfamily 1 member 17. NCBI's taxonomy places the organism in Eukaryota, Viridiplantae, Streptophyta, Magnoliopsida, Fabales, Fabaceae. The record is from RefSeq and is a predicted model, not a curated record. Gene Ontology annotation, cellular component: cell wall. Bases 178 to 846 code for a protein of 222 amino acids. The transcript is spliced from 2 exons. Gene Ontology annotation, molecular function: manganese ion binding.